Messenger RNA from Chara braunii, 2053 nucleotides. Lineage: Eukaryota; Viridiplantae; Streptophyta; Charophyceae; Charales; Characeae. The record is from the annotation of a GenBank genome assembly.
CGGAGGAGGAUCUACGGGUAGGUGGGCUGGUGCGGACCGACCGGUAGGCAGUCUGGCACGGAGAGCACUGCACUGAGCACUCCCUGUGAGAUGCGCGCGCUCAAUUUGCUGAUUCUUUCACGAACUCCCGCGCACGCCGGGAGAGAAGCUUGCCCCCACGCCCACGCCCACGCCCACGCCCGCGCCCUGUAGCCCAAGGCUGGACCGCGUGACGACCCUCAAGGCGCAACCCGCCUGUAUAUGCGCGCCAGCUAUGGUUAAUGUAACCCGGGGACAUCUCGACCUCUCAGAGCCAGCAGGCAGGUCCUCUGUUCUACUCUGUUCUAUUUUGGAAACGCUGAACUUUCGUCCACGGCAAACACGCAGGCGUCUUCGCGUGAAUGAACUUCUGCCGCUGUGGGGGGAAGGGUUGGGGCGAGGAACCGUAUUCGUGCUGCUCGCACAGCUGCUGAGCGAUAAGGCAAGAAUCGAACGCACGAAUGUACGUGUGAGGAAGGGGACACAGAUGGGCGCGUAAUUAACUGCGGGAGCACAUGAGGUAGGUCGGUCGCGGUAAGUCAGCACGCUCAUCUCGGCGGCAAGGUCCUUCUCCAUCUAUCUCUCUUUCAUUAGAAAGGGAAGACCGUCCUGCCGUCCGCCCACCCUUUUCCCCUCGUCUGUCCGUCUUCCCCUCCGCUUGCGCUUGUUGUCUGUUUGGCGACGUCGGUGUAGAGGAAGGAGGCAAUUUGUCGAAGCGCUCGCUCGUUCGUUCGUUCCUUCCCCCUUGUGCUCGUCUGUCAGCUUAUCUGCCCUAUCGUUUUCGCGCUUGUGUGGAAUACUUUUUGGCCGUUCUCACUUAUUUUUUCGGUUUUUUCUUUGGACCAAUUGUUUCGUUCUUGAAAUUUGGUACCGAUUCAUAGUGUUGUUUCGUAUUCGCUUCGCUUCACUUGGAUUUGAUGUGUGUUUGUCGUUUUCUUCAGAAGCCCUUUUUGAUGUUAUCUUAAGAUAACGACUGUUGGAGGAAGGAUGGGAGCGAGGAGAGAAGCUUGUCUUUCUUUCGCUGUCCUGGAUAUGGUUUUGAGCGCUCCCACGUUGGGGGAUUGUCGAGAAGAGGCUGUGGAGGAGGGGGAGGGGGAGGGGGAAAUGGUUCUCUUUCCCCCCCUUGUGUGUCUGUGAUGGUGUAGCAUGUACUUAGUCGCAAUUCAGAGACUCGUUAUGCCGAUGUGGUGUGUGGUGGGGUAGCGACAGAACGGAGAGCACGGUGGUCCCUCUUUUGAAAAUGCAAUCUAUUGCUGUAUGUUUGGUACAAGGCGGACAAGCGAUGUAGGUAUAUGUCUGACGAAGAAGAUUGGGGGGGGCAGGUUUUGGGUGGAUGGUAGUAUGCGAUACGAGGUCGCUCGCAAGUGAUUGAUUGAGUGAGAGACUGAAAGGAGAUGUGGACACUGCACGGCUCGUUAAGGCUGGCAAGUGAUUGAUUGAGUGAGAGAAAGGCUGGGUUUUGACAGGUCUAGGUGGAAGUAGGGUAGCAGGGAUGGAAGGAGAGGAGGAGGGCGGCGUGUAGCUUCGCUUAGGCCCGAGGAGCUAGCCUCGGGUAAUUUCACUUACCGUCUCCCCCCGAACAUAACGCACCCUAAAAAUGAAUGUAUACAGGCUAUAUUUUCAGCCAGAUACAGCCAAAAUAAGGGUGCGUUGUGCUCGGGGGAAGACGGUAGUCGUCGUUUUCUUGGGUUGAUUCUCCCUGCGGCCUUUUGCUUUUCGUUUUUCCGCCGCACUUUAGUCCUGCCUGCUGUGUUUCGGGUCGCUGCAUCGACUUGUCUGAGAAGAGUCUCUGAUCUAGAACGGAGGAAGGGGGGGGGGGGUGAGACGAGUCUCCGAUCAUGAAGAGGGGAGUGGGGAGUAGGGAGAGGUGGUUGGCAGCGUUGGAGAACGGGAGAAGUAGGAAGAAGGCAGGAUACAAUAAUUCUCAAUGUUCGCGACGGAGGUCGUGAAAAUAAGUCGCGCUCUCGGACUUUUUGCAUUUUUUCGGAGAUGUUCGCUGUCGUACGAGUGGAUGGAACUUAAGCAAGCGAGUUGC